This is a messenger RNA of Patiria miniata (bat star), 1744 nucleotides long. RefSeq names its product F-box only protein 8-like (gene fbxo8). The transcript is spliced from 6 exons. Gene Ontology annotation, biological process: regulation of ARF protein signal transduction. Gene Ontology annotation, molecular function: guanyl-nucleotide exchange factor activity; protein binding. Lineage: Eukaryota; Metazoa; Echinodermata; Asteroidea; Valvatida; Asterinidae. The record is from RefSeq and is a predicted model, not a curated record. The coding region runs from base 559 to 1410 and encodes 283 amino acids.
AGAAAUGAUAGUUACCUGACCGCUAAUACAAUAUUUGUUGCGAGGUGAAGAUUUUGACAACAUAAAUUAUUCAACAAAGAAGACUUGCACUUUUUGUUGCAGAAAAACUCAAUCUGGAUUCGUCUGACUUUAGCUGUAUGAUGCAGAAUUGACAGUCGAGGUUCCACUUUCAGUGAAGACUGAAGUGACAAGUGGCAACCGACAAGCUGUAGAUUGCGUGUACAGUACAGUGCCAGAUUGUCUUCACUCUUAAUCGGAUAUCAGGAGAAGAAAACACUGGAUGUAGUCGUCCGUUGAUCAAUACCUUCAUAACACAAGGAACUGGUACCAAUUGGUGCUGAUGUCUGAUGAUGAAACAACCAAAAUGUAAAAACAUGUAAGGACCAAACACAGACAUCCGGAACAAUUUCUGGCAAAUGGACACACGAUUUUCCAGUGACACAAUGUGAAAUUGAUCAGUUUGAUUGAACAAAAGACUGCUCGUGAUAGACCAGCAAAUCCUCAUCAGUAUUAGAAAUGGAAAGUUUCUAUGAGUAAGACCAAGCAGACUUCAGAACAAUGGGACAGUCCUUACGCAAGCAACGCAGACACAAGAACUACCCACGGCCGUCCCGUAUGCCAAGCUUUCUGGAGCCAGCAAGCAAGCUGCCCGAUCUAUCCGAGAUGCCACCAGAACUUGCCUACAUGGUGUUGUCCAACCUGAAUGCAGAGGAUCUGUGUUUAGCCAUGUGUGUCAAUCACUUGUGGAGGGAAUUAUCAAGAGAUGAUCUGCUGUGGCAAGGGUUAUGUCGGGGAACGUGGCGCUACGUGUCGUGUUACGACAGGGCUAACGAGCCAGGCUUCUGCUUCAUGGAUCUCUACAUGAAGCUCGAUGAAGGAUCACUCACGUUCAAUGCUGACGCUCAAAUGGGUCUGGAGUAUUUCAUUCAGAACCAUAUCAUUGACGACACACCACUUGCCAUUGCCAAGUUUAUUCACAACACUAAUAAGCUGGACAGGUAUCAAGUCCGACAGUUACUCACUAAGAGACAAGACAUCCUUCAGCAGCUAGUUUAUCUGGAUGACUACAAGCAGAAGUUGCUGCCUAAUGCGCUACGGACCUUCUUCUCCAACAUCCAAUCACCUGGGGCGAACGGUCACCAACUGCAGAAACUUCUCGAGAUCUUUGCCGAGCGUUUCGUCAGUUGCAACCCGGAAUGCGGCCUGUCCAAAGAUGGUAUCUGCAUCCUGUGUUAUUCCUUGAUUCUCCUGUCUGUGGAUCUGACCAGCCCCCACGUCAAGAACAAGAUGUCUAAGAGAGAAUUCAUCCGCAAUGUCCGCAACGCCACGCGAGAGGCAAACGAUGAGCUCUCAGGUCAUCUCUAUGACAACAUCUACCUUGUGGGUCACAUCGCUCCUCAGAGAUGGUAGCUGAUCUUGAUGAAAGCCCUGAUAUGUAGAUAGAGAAAAAUGUAUAUGAAAUUUAUCUGUGUUUUUAUUAUCUUUUGUGGACAUUCAAUGUUCCUUUUGAAUUUUAUGUGAUGCUGCGACAGCAAAAUAUUCAACUAGUAUUGCAGAAAUGCUUAUCAAAGCCAAUUUUGAUGAUGUAGGCUGUCAAUUUUGAAAAAAAAUUGAAGGUUCCUUAAGGUGUAGAAAAUCUCAUCAAUGACACUAUUUCCACAAUAGAUGUUAAAUAUGCAAAUUAGGUGAAAGGUUUUGUCCAAUGAGCGACUGCUUUUCUAACUUUCCACCAAUGGGUGUGGAG